Messenger RNA from Aspergillus tubingensis, 2343 nucleotides. RefSeq names its product putative respiratory complex assembly protein Rmp1. Bases 1 to 2343 code for a protein of 780 amino acids. The record is from RefSeq and is a predicted model, not a curated record. NCBI's taxonomy places the organism in Eukaryota, Fungi, Ascomycota, Eurotiomycetes, Eurotiales, Aspergillaceae. The transcript has a single exon.
AUGCUGUCUCGAUCUUCCAACAGUGCAGCAAGUCUUCUAGGCUGCCGGCUGCUCCCAGAAUGCAGAGCAAGCUUACUCCCUCCCUCCUUGCGCCGGCAUAAUGUAUCUAUCCGGUUCGAAUCCACCGAAACUGAUGCGAAUCACGACGAGAGGCCGCCGCAACACGUAUCUUCGCGCCGUACCCCUGGUCACAACCGUCUCCAGCACCACCGACUCAAACGGAGACUGGGUAAAAAAGUACCCAUUUCUGUGAGCUCGCUUGGAAAUCCUGGUGAGGUAGUAGUGGUCAAGGACCGGCAACGCCGUCGACUACGCAUAGCCAAGGAUGAGCCGAAGGAGGUCACCGACGAAAAUGCCCUUCCUCUCUUUUUGAGGGAAAUCGACAAUGACGAUCAAGUUGUUGAUAGCGAGCUGCUCAAAACUCGGGUCGAAAGUUUCCGUCUCGAUUAUGAACCUCAUCACAAGUUGCCCGUUGCCGAUUGGACGGCGCUCCGAAACGAAUUCCAGGCGUCAUUUACUUACCGGCAAUUAUUGGACUAUAUAAUAGAAUGGAAGGAGAAUGAGUUGGACAGGGACGGAACACCAGAGACGACGCCCACACGCUGGACGCCCGGAGUCUCUGAGUUUCUCGACAGCAGUUAUCUUUCCCGAAAAGGUGUCGCCGAUAGAGUUGCAGCGUCGCAAGGUCUCAAGGGAAAAUUUUUACUGGCUGAAAGAAUACUCCGUGACUGCUGGCAUCUCGGAGUCCUCGAUGAAGUCGGUCAACUAGAUAUACAGCUGCCGACGCAUAUACUGUCUUUGCUCCUCAGUUCGCAGCAUUUCUCUUUCGAAGAAUUGGCCAACAUGCACGACGCAAAGAUUGAUGUUACGCAUUCGCUUGGUCUUGUGAGGAUCACAGGAAUGCAACGUAUCUGCGAAUCAAUCAGUGAGAUUGUACACGAUGCCAUAGCCAGGGUUCGACAAGAAAGCAUUGAAUUGCCACCUGACGAAACGAAGACGAAAGUCAACAACCGCAUCUACACUCCAGAGUUCCUCUCGUGGGUGACCAAAACCUAUAGAGUCGCAUUCGAACAAAAUACACCACAUACGCCAAGCCAAAUCUACUAUCUUGCCGAAGACAAACAGGAUGCAGAUAAUGCCCGUAGGGCCCUGCACCUUGCCUAUUACAGUGGAACUGCUCCUGCUGUACCGUUCAGCACAUACCUACCCUCAACUGAGCCAGCCAGCGUCCAUGACAUUGAUCCUGAGAACAACACGUCAUGGUUCGAGAGGCAAAAGGCGUGGUUCCGAUGGGCCACACCAGCAACGCAGUCUGACGAGGUGAAGCCCUCGGACACGGUAAUGUUCGAUAACCAUCAAACUCGGGUAUCCGACGAGCUUUUCAAGCUACUUCGACAGAAAUCAUCCGUCACUCAUCAGGCACAUUCUGAGACCGGCGCCGACUUCCAUGAAUCUAUCACGGCAGCCGUCGGCAAAUGCCUCUUCUUACGCAAGCCAUUCUUCGAAGAGAGCUCGGUCAACGCUUCUCAGCUCGGCAGAAUGUCACUCCCAAGGACCUUCACCACCGACAUCCCUCGCGCAGCGCAAUUUCUCCGCACGCUCACCCCUAAACCAGUGGACGAGCACCAACAAGCCUACCGCUUCCGACUCGUCCCAUCAGCUCUUAACGCCAACGUCUUCCCCCAGCUCGAGCUAGAAGUCACUGCCAAGACAAGCAUCACACCCGAAGAUGCAACCCCUGACUUCUCCAUGCGCAGCGCAAAACUCAUCCUCUCCGAAAGCAACGUCGACUACCUCCUCCCCGAGAACGGACUUGACCUCCGCUUCACCCGCAAACUCACCCGGGAGCUCCUCCCCCAGUCCCAGGACAGUAACUCCUUCUCUCUCUCAAACAUCGAGGAAUCCCUCCGAAGCCUCUUCUCCCGCACCUCCACAACAGACAGAGAACUCCCUCUUCCUCCGUUCACACAAGUCACUCUCCCCCGCGAUAUCCUUCCCCAGGACGCCGCCGACGGCUCCGCAGAGUACAUCUUCCUCCCCGUCAGCGACAUCCGGGGAACUCGUAUUCACAAGUACGAUUUCCGUGGCCAGCAGCUCAAUUAUGCUUUUUACGAGAGCGGCCCGUUCAACCCGUACCGUACCACGGACUUGUUCCUGAACAUGGAUAUGACGGACGGUUCUGCGUCGGCUGAUUCCAACGUUGAUGUUUCUUCCGAGAAUGUGUCGCGGGAUGCUGCUGCGUCCAAAGACGAGUUCCACACGUUCUAUAACACUUCUUGCGCAUUGGCUUUCGAGUUGGAUAGAGCGAGGCGCUUGGGGGCUGUUUGGAAUGAUACUAUUUGA